Messenger RNA from Drepanopeziza brunnea f. sp. 'multigermtubi' MB_m1, 2037 nucleotides. RefSeq lists its product as uncharacterized. NCBI's taxonomy places the organism in Eukaryota, Fungi, Ascomycota, Leotiomycetes, Helotiales, Drepanopezizaceae. The record is from RefSeq and is a predicted model, not a curated record.
AUGGCAGACAUCGCCCGAAAAGACGUCGAGAUCUUGGUCCACGCCACCGCGCCGAGCAGAGGGCAGGAUGAUACGCGAUACAGAGCACUGGCACAGGCAUACUUGGAUUUUCAGCCAUGGCAACGGGUAACAAUAGUGGAGGAGCUAGCAGACGAUGCGACAUUGGAAAAAGAUACACAGGCGGGCAGCCAUCUUCAGCACGAGUUGCCACGAUCAACCCAGGAGGAUCGGGAAUCCCAAAAAUCGUUUCGCCCUGGGGAUGAGUACAGUAGCGCAGAGGAGGAUAUCUAUGAGUACGAUAUAUUUAGAUGCUCCCAACCCAUCAACUCUCCAGACCUGUCGUUCAACAGCGUGGAAGAUAAUGCGGGCUCUCCUGUGUUUCAAGCUCGAGUUAGCUGUCAUGUUGACGCGCCGGAAGAUGACCAGAAUCAGGAACAUGGAGAGACGGGCUCGUGGCGCGCUCCGCCGAGCGAAAUCGCGGACUCUCAACCCGAGAAUAUCCAAGCUAUGAGUAUCUUUUCUUCUCCAACACGGAUGCUAGAGUUGUAUCUCCAGAACCAGGAGAGCCAAGGAUCAAGAACCACAUCAGACCUCAACAGUCCUGAGAAGCUUAGGCAAUCGAGCAGUCUCGAUCUCCCGGCUCAUAUGAGAGGCGUGCCGUCUCUCUCUCCUGAAAGCAGUCGGAACAAGUCGAGCAGCCUUGAAGUACCAGCGGGGGUGAGAGGACGAGCCUCGUUGUCCCCCGUAGUAAGCCGCAAUACUAGCAGUCUCGAGCUCCCGGCUAGGAAGGGAGGAGAAUCACACUCGUCGCCGAAGACAAGUGACAAAACUACCAGCAGUCUUGAGCUCCCGGGUCCAGUGAGAAGGGAAGCAAGUCCAUUGCCAGAAACCGACUGCAAUAAGACUAGCAGUCUCGACCUCCCAUCUGGGUUACGAGGCGAACUUGACUCAUCAUCAGGAAACGCUCCUAGUCAAUCUUCACCUUCGCCGGUGAAAUGCCCGGUACGACGCUCUGUUCGCCUGGCUCCACCCUCCACGCAGGACCCAGCGCUGGACCUGAAGAGAAAGUGGGCAAAUGCAAACUCCGACGACUCGCAAUCUUCCACUGCUCCACCGACCUCGGCAGGUCGUACUGCUCAACCCUCAAAGUCGACACAGCAUCUGCUCGCCAGGCCUGAAAAACGGCUUCGGAUGGAGUCGCCAGGUGCUCAUGUGAGCGUGAGCCGUCAGCCGGCGCUUCCGUCAAGUAAGCCCAAUCAACCUUCCGUCACGAGCAGCUCCAGCGGCCCGCUCGUCUGGAACGAGAAGCUUGAGAUUCGUCCCAGGCCACCAGCCACUUCUACGGGGGAUCUGACGGCCGAAAUGCUGCUGACUCCUGCCCUGGCCAAUCUCGAGAAGAAGAUGCCACCGUUGCCAAAUCCGGCAUUCCAAAGGCGUACAUUGAGGGAUUUCGAGCGAGGCUACUGGCUUGUGAACUGCGAAGAUUGGAGCGAAGGACGCCGAAACCGAUGCUGGGAGGAGCUUGGAGACUUUAUUGGCAAUGACCGUGCUGGGUGGGGAGUGGGAUUGGUACGCGAAGCGGAUUUUACGUCGUUCAGGAUAUACUCCUUUGGCAAAGUGGCAGUCGCCGCCAGUGAUUGUUUGAUGUUUGGAGAUUACGUUUCUCUAUCUUCCCUUGUCAUCAGAGUCAGCGAUCUCUCCCUCACGGUUACUGGUCACAGCAACACCGGUUUGAAUAAAAGUCCGAUUUUCGUGUUCCUCGCUUAUUCUAGUAUUUACGCGGCAAUUUUGAUAUAUAAGAUAAGAAUAGGAAUAGGAAUGGGAAUGGGAAUAGGAAUGGGCAUAGGCAUAGGCAUAGGAAGGUCUCUGAACUCUUUCCAAUAUGAUAGCCAGCUUGCCCCCUCCCCCUCCCCCUCGAAAGGCUUGGAAGAGAUGAGGGAGAAGGAGGAGGAGGAGAUGAAGGAGGAGAAGGAGGGGGAGAAGAAGAAGCCUAAGACUUAUAGAAUCCACCCAUCUAGACUCGCUGGGAAUAGAUAG